AUGGCUUCAGCAACAAAUUCAACGAACCAACUUCUUCCAUUAGAGCUAAUUGACAAAUGUAUUGGUUCAAAGAUUUGGGUUAUUAUGAAAAGUGAAAAGGAAUUUACUGGCACUUUACUAGGUUUCGACGACUACGUCAAUAUGGUACUCGAAGAUGUAACAGAAUACGAAAAUACGCCGGAAGGUCGUAAAACAACCCAUCUAGACCAGAUUUUAUUGAAUGGAAACAAUAUUACUAUGCUUAUUCCCGGUGGUGAAGAAUAUCUUCUUCAAGCUACACCUUUAACAAGUCAACAAAUUACUAAACUCUCAUCUUUUUUAACUAAACAAAUCAAAAGAUCUCUUAGAUUAUCUUUAAAUACAAUGAUAUUCUACUACUUAAUAUGCUUUUACACUUUAUAA
Messenger RNA from Dentiscutata erythropus, 402 nucleotides. The record is from the annotation of a GenBank genome assembly. NCBI's taxonomy places the organism in Eukaryota, Fungi, Glomeromycota, Glomeromycetes, Diversisporales, Gigasporaceae.